Molecule: messenger RNA, 6548 nt
Organism: Spodoptera frugiperda (fall armyworm)
Lineage: Eukaryota; Metazoa; Arthropoda; Insecta; Lepidoptera; Noctuidae
Gene: Lac
Product: lachesin
Exons: 10
Coding region: 90-1211 (373 amino acids)
Cellular component (GO): neuron projection
Source: RefSeq, a predicted model, not a curated record
UAAUCCCAUUUCUCAUUCGUUCACAUUCAAACAAACCAUUCAAACGGAAUAAAAAAAAAUCAAAGUUUUCUGUUGAUUGUCGAGCGGUGAUGCGUGUUCUCACAAUGGAGUUUAAAAAUUACGUUUAUUUAUCAAUAUUACUGUGCAUAUCAACAUGUGCAUCAGCUCAGAGGACACCAACUAUAUCUCAUAUAACACAGGAGCAGAUCAGGGAUAUCGGAGGCCAGGUGGACUUGGACUGCUCUGUGCACUACGCUCAGGACUUCCCUGUGAUAUGGGUGAAAUACGACCGUUUCAAGACGGUGGAGUCGAUCCCGCUGUCCACCAACGCCGGUCUCAUCAUCAAGGACUCCCGUUUCUCCCUCAGAUACGAUGACGCUACUGCCACGUUCACGCUUUCCAUCAAAGACAUACAAGAGAACGACGCGGGCUGGUACCAGUGCCAGGUGCUGAUGUCAAUCAGCAACAAGAUUACUGCGGAAGUGGAGCUGCAGGUGCGACGCCCGCCCAUCAUCUCCGACAACUCUACCCGCUCCCUCGUCGCUAGUGAAGGAGAGAGCGUGCAGAUGGAAUGCUACGCUGGUGGGUUCCCGCCCCCGAAGAUCUCUUGGCGUCGUGAGAACAACGCCAUCCUGCCUACUGGCGGCUCCAUCUACCGAGGCAACAUCCUGAAAAUCGCGGCCGUACACAAGGAAGACCGCGGUACGUACUACUGCGUGGCUGAGAACGGCGUCGGCAAGGGAGCGAGGAGGAAUAUCAACUUGGAGGUCGAGUUCGCCCCUGUGGUCACCGUGCCGAGGCCGAGAUUGGCUCAGGCUCUCCAAUACGACAUGGACUUGGAAUGCCACGUGGAGGCGUACCCGCCACCAGCCAUUACUUGGCUGAAGGAUGAAGUGCAACUCUCCAACAACCAGCAUUACAGAAUCUCGUACUUUGCGACUGCGGACGAGUUCACCGAUACUACAAUCAGAGUUAUCACAAUAGAAAAACGACAGUACGGCAUUUUCAAGUGCAAGGCACAGAACAAACUUGGUACUGACGAGGGCCAAGUCGAGUUAGUCGAGUCUAUAAUCCCGGUGUGUCCGCCGGCGUGUGGCACGGCUCGGUACGGCGGCGCGGCCAGUGUGUCGCCGUCCCUGUCUACCAUACUGUCCUUGUUUGGCGUAUACGCUGUUUACGCUGUAAGACGAAUCGCCAAUGCCAGAUAUUAACUACCCGGGGCUCCGGCCGGACCCGCUAGUUUACGGUUCAGGUACAAAAACGAACAUACAACAUAUCCUCUAUAUUUAUACAUAUCUAUUUGUUCUAUACAAUUAUAACUAACUUCUCAAAAUGACUCAAAAAUUGUGAAAAAAAUGACAAAUAAUAUGUAAAUUAAUUAUUAUGUUAUCGGCUUACUCACGUAAUGUUUUGAAGAGGAACUCGACUAGUUUCAAGCCAUGCUAGAGGCUCAUAUUCAUGAGCAGCAUUACGCGACACACGACGCGGCGAUUGUCGCACUGCUACUGGCGAUUCGAGCUACGCGCCCAUCGCGCCCUCUGCCUGGAAUCGCGCGUACUAUCCGGCGCGCGCGACGAUGUUGGCUCGUUAGACUCGUUCGCCGGCGGCUGCGCAGGUGUUGGGUUCGAUUCUCGGGUCGACGCAAAAACGGUGUUACAUACGGUGAGUAAGCCGAUAACAUAAUAAUUAAUUUAGUAUGUCUCACGAAAGUUACAAUAAAAUAAUAUGUAAUUGGGUGUUAGUUUGAAACAUACAAGUUCUCAUCUUUAUGACAUUAACUAAAAAUCACGGUUUACUCGCGUAAAUUAAUGGAGAAAAGCUCUAAUAGCUUAACAGACGCGCACAUAUACAGUAGGCUGCGCGACGUCGCCGCGUCUGCGUACGCUGCUCAUGAUAAAGAGUCCCUCUGUGACUCGAAACUAGUAGAGCUUUUCUCCAUUAAUGUGCGUUAGUAAACCGUGAUUUUUAUGAAAUUAUUUCAUGAAAUAAUUCUACCGAAAUAUCGAUUAUGAAUUCUUAAAAGUAUUAUUUAAUGAAUUAUUAAGGCCUAAUGAAUUGCCUUGUAAUAUACAUUCACACCCUAUUACAUGAAAUUUAUUACAUAACGGGUGAAAUGUGAGUGUAACAUUUUAUAUGUGCACCUCUGCCUACUCCCUCGGGGAUUACAAGAUUGAUUCGUAAUUUGAAUCUCAGUGCAGCUUUUUUUAAGUGAUUUAUUUUUCUAAUAUGCCAAACUAUAGUGCAGCUUUUGCCUAUUUAAAAAAAAAAGUGACAAUAUUAGAAUCUAAUAUUGAUUCAAAACAAAAUAUCCCAGUUUUAGAACAGUGAUAUUUAUACAUAAUUUUGUACCAAGAAAUGCUUAUUUUAUAUUAUAUAAAACCUACUGAAAAAAAUAAGAAUAAUUUUGACUUUAAUUAACAAAACAGUUAAUUGUAUACAUUUUCAAAAGGAUUUAUAGGAUGACCGGUAAUUAGUGAACGAUAUUUAAACACGUGAUUGUACUCAUGAUUACAAACAACUUUCCUAAAGAAAAACAGUUUCUUUGGGAAAUAAUCGUCGCUUACCAUCAGGUGACUCGUUUGCUCGUUUGCCACCUAUUCCAUAAAAAAACACGUAUUUAAAUAUCCUUUACUUAUUACCAGUCACCCUAUGCAUAUAUUUCUUGUAAAGAAAAAUUCAUAGCCGUAUUUAAGAAAUGGAGAAAACAACUAGUUUUGCAUUCAAUAUUUUGUACUACACAAAAUAAAACAAGAAAUUAAAAAAAUAUAGAUAUAGUAUUAGUACCUGCUGAUAUUCGUGUGUAUUUUUAUAAUACUUUUUUAUAUAAAAACUUAAGUAUAUAAAGAAUUGUAUGGCAAUGUGAUGUUAUAAACCAUUAUUUAAAAAAAAAAAAACAAUUAAAGUCUAUCCUCAAUAGCCCUGACAGUCCACUGCUGGACUAUAUGAGAGAUUUGCUAUAAUCUCUAAGCUUAGCAGGCGGGUUGGAGAUUCUAUGGAGAUAAAAUUGCUCCCCUUAUAAACAAAAUAUAACAUGACAUUGCUUUAAAAGCUCUCAAAGUAUAAGAAGAUAAUUAAAUGUUAUUAAAUAAAAUAUCAGACGUUCACCUAAAAUACUCUAUAUAGACGCCUAGGUCGGGUAAAGUAUUAGGCUAAGAACUCACGGAGUGAUAUUCACUAAUAAGGGUAUCAAAUAAUCCAUAACGAUCUCUAUCCUGAAUCAAUAAAGACAUCAUAAAGACCCAUCACAAAUCAUAAUCAAGCAUCCGCACCCAGAACCUUUUGAGUCUUUACUCAAAAUACUCAAAAGUUUUGAGUCUUUAAUCAAAUUACUCAAAAGUUUUGAGUCUUUAAUCAAAUUACUCAAAAAUUACUUCUUUUUUAAAUUCUGCUGUGAAAUAAGUAUAACGCAAUAGCUCGUUUCUGAUGUGUGUCCAUGGCGGUCUGGACUUCAACUGAUCGUUAAAUCUCAGUCUUGCGAUCAUCGACCGCCACGUUUGCGGGCGAUAGUCACAACCGCGGCGGCUAUGUAACCGCGCAAACAACCGGUCUCGUAAGUUUGGAAAUAAAACCGCAGUUCCGCCGCCGCGGCGGCGCGAGUGAAAAUCGCUCCGUGAGUUCUUAGCUUUAUUGAACUUUUCUUACUACGAAAUUCUCAAUAAUAAUAGCACGGUGUCUGAAACUGAUCGAUAAGUCUGUUUCGCGAGGCGUAUGACAAUGCCCAGUGUAUGUAUGGUAAUAGACUCACCCCCUAUUAUAUUGAAUUCAUAAUUUAAUAGCAGAAAAGUGGGUGUUACAUUUAAAAAAACUUUGCCGUACAUUACACCUAGACCAGAAACAACAAUUUGGGGAUCAAACAAAGAGUUACUCCGUGCGGGAAUCGAACCUGCUACAAGUUGUACGGCAGCUUGUUACCGUGCAGUCAACUUUGCACAUGUGCACCUCUGCAAUAAUAUUUAAUUAUCUUCCUAUACUUUACGUAAAAAUAAACUUAAAACAUAAGAGUAUGCAACCAAAUGCCAUUUUGUAAGCUUUUUUAUUGAUUUCACAGCUUUCUAGUUUUAUAUAUUUCUGCCUCUAUGAUAUAACAUAAUCUCAAAGAAUAUUUGCCUAUUUUGUAGUAAUUUUUAAAAUAAUGUCUUAAUCAAAAUGUAUAUGUCAACAUAAUACAAUUUGCGUGCGUACGGCGUGUCUCGCGCGCCUCAAAGAGCCAUGGGGCUGAUGCCUGAUCCGGAGCUGCGGACUACCUAGCGGGUUUACCGGGGCUCCGGCUCGAAAAGCUAAACCAGUGGUAGCAUGGAGUCUGGAAUUGUGUCCAGUAUGGCUCACCCCCUAUUACAUGGGGCUUAUAACACAAAUGGUGAAAAGUGGGUGUACAUUGUAUAGCGGCAUUACGUGGUGUAAUGUGCACCUCUGCCUACCCCUUCGGAGAUAAAAGGCGUGACGUUGCAUACUAAAUACUAGCGACUUUCAAAAAAAAAAUAACAAUCAAAUCCCUAAUCUCUAAAAGGAUGACAAUGCUUUUAUAGCGCCUCUGGUGUUGCGGGUGUCCAUGAGCAGCGCUGAUUGCUAAUCAGGUGAUCCGUCUGCUCGUUUACCGGUCAUAUCCCAUGAAAAAUACUACAAAAUAGACCUUCAAAUAUAAUAUUUUUAUACUUAUUUUUAAAAGGUUUUGUGUAUAAAUCGGUUUUUUGUAUUUUGAUAUGUUUUUAAGGAGAAAUUCUAAAUUGAUAUUAUGUAUGUAUUGUAUUACGUAGUCUAAUUAAUAUUAAGAUGAACUAACAUAGCAUUUAGAUAUAAGUGUAGAUUUUUGUUUAAUUAUGUACUAUUUUAGAUCUGAAAUUUACAUUCCUUGAAAUUCAAUUUUAUAUGGAUUGGAUACAAGAUUUUAAAAUGUCUUGUUGGUCGAGUUACAAGUGCGACUGCCGAACAAUUUGCACCUACCGUUUUUUAACGUUGAUAAGUCUGCGUUUGGCCACCCACCCGCUUACUGCCACGGCGAAGCGAAGAUGUGGCCGAAGAUGGAGAACACAGACUUAGAAAGUACCUAUAUAUAUAGCCUAGAUCUUGAACCAUACAUAAAUAUAAAUAAUAAUAAGUAUAAAUAUAUGACUCAGGACAUAAGUGGUAGAAAGUGGAAAUUUCUUUGCUUAUCCCUACGCGAGUUAAAAAGCGUGAUGCAUUGAUUAAUAUAGCUUGUAUCCAAUUUCAUAUAAUUUGAAGUUCAGAACGUCCAAAUAUUCUAUCACACAUCUUGACUAAUAAUUAUAAAAUAAUCGCUGAACAUCAAUCAAAUUAAUGUGUCGUAUGUCAUGUGUCGCCACAAAUAUGUAUUUGAAUUAACUCUUUGACUUUAAAGUGAUUAAUUGGCAUGGUUUACACACAUAAUUGCUUGACGAGGUAACCUGACUAUCUACAAGCCACGCUCGUGUCGUUGGCUUUCGUGCAUUUCACUCGUGAUUAUAGGCUCUGAAAUGAUUUGAAAUUAGUCGAGAUACCUCGUAUAAUUACGUAGAAACAAAUAAAGAUAUCUUAUGAUAAUUAUAACAAGCAAUUUUAAACCUUAAUAAUGGAUAUUUGGACGUUAAAUUCGUAUGAUAUUACAAUAUUCCAUCCAAUUGUAAGACUUUUAUAAUGUUAGUGAAUAAUUUUUAUACUUACCCAGACUCUAGGCAGCUUUUUUGUACUGAUGCAUUUUAUUGUAGCGACUACCUUUUUUGUGUGAAAUAAUGUGUUUUGAAGAUAAUUUGAGACAAAAUCAGCCACAAGUCCACUGCCUCAUUUAGGCCUCCCUCAAUUUUUCGAUAUGGGCCGGUUGAAAGCGAUCUUACAGACUUAUCUAUUAUAUAAAAAUAAGUCGGGUUUUCCUUCCUGACGCUAUAACUCCAGAACGCACGAACCGAUUUUCACGGUUUUGCAUUUGUUGGAAAGGUCUCGGGCUCCGUGAGGUUUAUAGCAAACUAUGAGCCUCCUCUACAUAAGAGGGGUUUGCCAUACUCCACGUUUUGCAAGCGAAUUGGAGAUCCCAGUUUAACCUUUUAACCGCCACGAGUUCCGUCAACAAAAUAUGCCCCUAGCGCCGAGCGCAUCAUUGGUAACAAUAUUACUAGUGAUGGGAAUCAUCAAUUAUAUUUUAAAUAAAACAUUUUUUUUUAUAUUGUCUGCGGCGGUUAGGUCAGAUUUAUCCGACUCUGGCGGUUGAAAGGUUAAAAGAUUCCGGUUUAUCAGAGAGCGCUGCUACUCAGUCUCUGUCUAUCUGUUAACUCUAUGGGUUUUAGACACCCACGGAAAGAGUAGAGGUGACAAAUGUAUUCUACUGAGCUCUCAAUUAUCUUCAAAAUGCAAGUGACUGAUUUUUUUUGUAUUUUUUUUUUAUUUCCCUCCAUAAUGAAGUAUUUUCGAGUAAUAGGCUUUUAGCUACCUUUUUGUAUUGUAAAAGGUUUUGUAACCCAUCUCAUGUAUUUAUUUCUUUUUAUUUGACUUUAGUUUGUCCCAGUGUAUAAAUAUGGCAGUUAUUUUUUGUUUGAAUAAAUAAAAUUGUGAAAAUAAUA